GGAACGUUUAUAAUAGGUAGUAUUUGGGUGCGACGGUAAUAGGAAUUUAUGCUGGAUAUUGGAAUGGCGAAGAAAACUUAUGAUUUAUUGUUUAAGUUAUUACUUAUUGGAGAUUCUGGUGUUGGAAAAACAUGUAUUCUAUUUCGAUUUUCUGAUGAUGCAUUUAAUACAACGUUCAUUUCCACAAUAGGUAUUGAUUUCAAAAUAAAGACAAUAGAACUGAGAGGGAAGAAAAUCAAAUUACAAAUAUGGGAUACUGCAGGUCAAGAAAGGUUCCACACCAUCACCACAUCAUAUUAUAGAGGAGCUAUGGGCAUUAUGUUAGUAUAUGAUAUCACAAAUCCAAAAAGCUUUGACAAUAUAGCAAAAUGGCUAAGAAAUAUUGAUGAACAUGCAAAUGAAGAUGUGGAAAAGAUGAUUCUUGGGAACAAAUGUGAUGUGGAUGAUAAGAGAAUGAUAAGUAAAGAACGUGGAGAUGCAAUUGCCAGAGAACAUGGGAUUAGAUUUUUGGAAACCAGUGCAAAAGCAAAUGUUAACAUUGAGCGAGCUUUCAUUGAACUUACAGAUGCAAUUUUGAGUAAG
Molecule: messenger RNA, 582 nt
Organism: Limulus polyphemus (Atlantic horseshoe crab)
Lineage: Eukaryota; Metazoa; Arthropoda; Merostomata; Xiphosura; Limulidae
Product: ras-related protein Rab-10-like
Exons: 5
Biological process (GO): cellular response to insulin stimulus
Cellular component (GO): Golgi apparatus; insulin-responsive compartment; recycling endosome
Molecular function (GO): GTPase activity; GTP binding
Source: RefSeq, a predicted model, not a curated record